AUGGCCAUCACAAACGAAGUUCCACGAACCGUCCAAUGGAACGGGAAGAAUGUCCCAGUCUAUCCUAUGGAGACAAUCAGCUUCGAGCGACUGCUCUCCCAAGAGCCUGCCGAGCUAGAACGAGUAGUCCGCUGCUGCGAGACCGAGGGCUUCUUCUACCUCGACCUGUCAGGCAUUGAUGGUCGGAGAUACCUGGAGGAUCAAGACAAGACUCUCGAUCUCAUGCAUCGCUUCUUUGAAUCGCCUCUGGAGGCCAAGAACCAAUUUGGUCUCAUCUCUCCUCAUCUCGGAUAUGAGCCAGUCGGCUCGCGCACUGGUGUCUUUGCAGACACCAAAGACGGAUACGAAAUGAUCAAGGUUUCUCGAGACGAGAUUCAGAGGUCAAACCCUCACCUGCCAGAUGUGAUGAAAAACCACCCCGACAUCAAAAUUUUGGAAAACGGCAUCGCCGGUUGCAAUGUUGUCACCAAGACCAUCCUUUCGGCCCUCUCCACCGGCCUCGGCCUUUCGGGAGCGGCGCGCUUCGAGAACUCGCACCGCAACGACAGGCCCUCGACCACGACCAUGGCCAUGAUGCACUACAUCCCGUCUGACCCGACCGUCGCGCAAAAGAUUGGCCACCAGAAGCACACCGACAUUAGCUCGCUGACGCUCCUGUACAGCAGCCAGUGGGGCCUCCAGAUCCGACCGCCGCGCGCGCGCGAGUUUGGGUUCGUGGAGCCCAAGCAAGGCUGCGCCAUUGUCAACGUGGGCGACUCGCUGCGCUUCGCGAGCGGGCACAAGAUGCAGUCGUGCAUCCACCGGGUCGUGCCCUUUGACCCGACCGAGCACCGCUACUCUAUUGCCUACUUUUUGCGCGCCGAGGACGACACCAUGUUUACCGACAGCGAGGGCCGGUACAUCACGGCUGGCCAGUGGCACGACGAAAAGUUCUUUGCCUUUACCAACCCGCCCGAGCUGCAGGCUCAGGCGCCGCCUUCCAUGUUGCUUGGUGGUAUGACGGAGGAGGAGGAUGAGGCGGUGCCACAGGUGUUGAACGGAAGUGAGCACAUUGCCAUUCAGGCAUAA
This is a messenger RNA of Pestalotiopsis fici W106-1, 1068 nucleotides long. RefSeq lists its product as uncharacterized. The transcript has 3 exons. The record is from RefSeq and is a predicted model, not a curated record. The coding region runs from base 1 to 1068 and encodes 355 amino acids. Lineage: Eukaryota; Fungi; Ascomycota; Sordariomycetes; Amphisphaeriales; Sporocadaceae. Gene Ontology annotation, molecular function: dioxygenase activity.